This is a messenger RNA of Ahaetulla prasina, 3539 nucleotides long. It is a transcript of the gene MKLN1, whose product is annotated as muskelin 1. Gene Ontology annotation, molecular function: protein binding. The coding region runs from base 26 to 2251 and encodes 741 amino acids. Lineage: Eukaryota; Metazoa; Chordata; Lepidosauria; Squamata; Colubridae. Gene Ontology annotation, cellular component: cytoplasm. The record is from RefSeq and is a predicted model, not a curated record. The transcript is spliced from 18 exons.
CCCGGGUUCGCGGCGGCUGAACAAGAUGGCGGCGUCGGGCCUAGGCUUCGGCCCAGGGUCGUCGUCGGGGCUCCUCGGGAGCCGGGUCCUGGCCUACACCCUCCACCGCUGGAGCAGCUUCUCCUCCACCUACCUGCCAGAGAAUAUUUUAGUAGACAAGCCCAACGAUCAAUCUUCACGGUGGUCUUCAGAAAGCAACUACCCCCCACAGUAUUUGAUCUUGAAACUUGAAAGGCCGUCCGUAGUUCAGAGCAUCACAUUUGGGAAAUACGAAAAGACCCACGUCUGUAAUUUAAAAAAAUUUAAAGUCUUUGGUGGAAUGAAUGAAGAAAACAUGACUGAUCUUUUAUCAAGCGGCUUAAAGAAUGACUAUAACAAAGAAACAUUUACUCUGAAGCACAAAAUCGAUGAGCAGAUGUUCCCUUGUCGAUUUAUUAAAAUAGUUCCGCUCCUGUCCUGGGGUCCCAGCUUCAAUUUUAGCAUCUGGUAUGUUGAACUCAACGGUAUUGAUGAUCCAGAUGUGGUACAGCCCUGUCUCAAUUGGUACAGCAAGUACCGUGAACAGGAAGCCAUUCGCCUCUGCUUGAAGCACUUUCGCCAACACAACUACACGGAGGCGUUCGAGUCCCUGCAGAAGAAAACCAAGAUCGCCCUGGAACACCCCAUGCUGACCGACCUUCAUGAGAAACUGGUCCUGAAGGGAGACUUCAAUGCGUGUGAAGAGUUGAUAGAAAAAGCUGUCAACGAUGGCUUGUUCAACCAGUACAUCAGUCAGCAGGAAUACAAACCACGAUGGGGUCAGAUUAUCCCCAAAAGCACCAAAGGUGACGGUGAAGACAGCAGGCCAGGAAUGAGAGGCGGGCAUCAAAUGGUCAUUGAUGUUCAAACAGAAACAGUUUAUUUGUUUGGCGGCUGGGACGGGACGCAAGAUCUGGCGGACUUCUGGGCGUACAGCGUGAAGGAAAACCAGUGGACGUGUAUAUCCAGAGACACCGAAAAAGAGAAUGGUCCGACUGCUCGGUCCUGUCACAAGAUGUGCAUCGACAUCCAGCGAAGGCAGAUCUACACUUUGGGACGUUACCUGGAUUCCUCUGUGAGGAACAGCAAAUCUCUGAAAAGCGACUUCUAUCGCUACGACAUCGACACGAACACCUGGAUGUUGCUGAGCGAAGAUACGGCUGCUGAUGGAGGCCCCAAGCUUGUGUUCGACCAUCAGAUGUGCAUGGAUUCAGAAAAGCACAUGAUCUACACCUUCGGGGGAAGGAUUUUGACAUGCAACGGCAGCGUCGACGACAGCCGGGCCAGUGAACCACAAUUCAGCGGCCUCUUUGCUUUUGACUGUCACUGCCGGAUAUGGAAACUCUUGCGAGAAGAUUCGUGUAACGCUGGCCCCGAAGACGUCCAAUCCAGAAUAGGACACUGCAUGUUAUUCCAUUCAAAAAACCGUUGCCUGUAUAUGUUUGGCGGACAAAGGUCGAAAACAUACUUGAACGAUUUUUUCAGUUACGACGUAGACUGCGACCACGUGGAUAUCAUCUCGGAUGGCACCAAAAAGGAUUCAGGGAUGGUUCCAAUGACCGGCUUCACCCAAAGAGCUACCAUUGACCCGGAACUGAACGAGAUCCAUGUGCUGUCUGGACUGAGUAAAGACAAGGAAAAACGGGAAGAGAACGUUCGGAAUUCCUUCUGGAUUUACGACAUUGUCCGUAACAGCUGGUCCUGCGUCUACAAGAACGAUCAAGCAGCCAAAGAAAACUCGAACAAGAGCCUUCAGGAAGAAGAGCCCUGUCCCCGUUUUGCACACCAGCUUGUGUAUGAUGAAUUGCACAAGGUCCAUUAUUUAUUUGGAGGCAAUCCAGGCAAGCCCUGUUCUCCAAAGAUGAGGCUGGAUGACUUCUGGUCCUUGAAACUCUGCCGACCGUCCAAGGAAUACUUGCUUCGGCAUUGCAAGUACUUGAUAAGGAAACACAGGUUUGAAGAGAAAGCCCAGACGGAUCCUCUAAGUGCCCUGAAAUACUUGCAGAACGACUUGUUUGUCACUGUGGAUCACUCAGAUCCUGAGGAAACCAAGGAGUUCCAGCUACUCGCUUCGGCGCUUUUCAAGUCGGGCUGUGAUCUGAGCACGCUGGGCUUUUCGGACGUCGAUCACGUCUACGCCCAACGAACUCAGCUCUUCGACACGCUGGUGAAUUUCUUUCCGGACAACAUGACCCCUCCCAAGGGCAACCUGGUGGAGCUCAUCACCCUGUGACACGAGCCAAGUUGGCCCGCGGAAGGAAGAGGAUUUUUUCAGUAUUUUUAAUUUUGUGUGUGCGUGUUUGCGUGCGUGUGCUUGCGCUCGCGCAGUGAGUGAGUGAGUGGGGAACUUCAGAAAGAGGCGCGAGUUGUGUGGGGAGGGGCUUUAUGCAAACGGACGAAUAGAAAGGAAUCGAGGCGUUUCUGAUGGGAUGGAUGGAUGAUGGGUGGAGGGAUGGAUGCUCGUUCAUUUGCUCGGUUCAUUCAUUCGUUCAUUUAUCCUCAUUCACGUUGAUGCUUUGGAAGGUCGAUGAAUAUUGACAUCGGGGGCGGGGGGUGGGGGAGAGAGGAAGGAGAUUGGUGAGGGGUUUUUAUGAGUUGAUGGACGCUUGCCCUGGGUACCAAACUUUGAAGCUUUGAGGAUAGGGGGAGGUGCUUUUUUUUUUAAUUUAAAAAGAAUUGAUUGGUUCACAGCAGUUUUAUUCUCCAGACUGAUUUUACCAAUUCGAGCUUGAUUUUUCAGCCUGCUAACCUCUCCCGCAGCUGAUGCAGGCAUCCUUAAGAGUGGGGUGGUGGGUGGGAUGAGAGGUGUAGAUUCGACCCUCUUUUUUAUGUGUGAGCUGCCCUUGGAAAAGAAGAGUGAUGCAUGGGGAUCUUUCGCCAUCUAGUGGCCAUGGGAUGAAAAACAGAAGGCUCUUCGGGUGACGUUAAGACACAGGUUAACGUUGACAUUUGCCUAAACCAGGGAUGUCCAACCUUGGCCACUUUAAAAACCUGUGGACUUCCAACUCCCUCCUGGGGAUUUCUGGGAGUUGAAGUCCACAAGUCUUAAAGUGGCCACGGUUGGACACCCCUUGGCUAAAUGGUGACAUCCUACCACGUAAAUGCAUGUGGAGAAGAGGCAGUCUUUGAGCUGUUCGCUUUACCCAAAACUUCCCAUGUUAGAAAAUGAAGCCUACGCAUACCCUCCCCCAUUUACACCUAGAAAGAGUUUAGCAGCACCAAGAUUUUUUAAAUUCAGAUUACAAUGCAUGGAGUUCUAGCUCUGGGGCUGUCUGUACGUGAGCAGCUGCGCAAGUGUGUGUGUGUUAGUUGUUUGCUUUGUAACCCAUCUCACUUCCCGGAUGACUUAAUUUUCCUGGGAAAGCUGUCACAGUUAAGACUGGCGUGGUAGCAACUUGGACAACCAAGUUGAUGCACACAGAAGGCCAGAAGCUUCAUUCGGACACUCUGGUACAGGGGUUUCCAACCUUGGCAACUUUAAGACUUCUGGACUUCAACUCCCAGAAUACCUCAGCCAGCUU